GUGUAGUCGUCUGCUGAAGAGUUGGUGAUGGCAGAGUGAACUACACAGGUACUAUAUCAAGAUACAACUUACUGUAUUGAAAAAAAAUGGACGAACUUGAAGACGUCUUGGACGCUCGUAUUGAGCUGAUAUCUGAUGAGGCGGUGGUCACGAGGAAAGCCUCCAGGACAGGAUGUCUCAGUUCUUUGGGAAGCUGGCAAGGGGCCUAGGCUGGGGCCCGCAACCAACAAAGGUAAACAAUGUCAACUGGAAUGACUACGCUAACAGAACCUUCACCUUUGUUGAGGGAACUUUCAUAAUUGUAUCCCUGGCAGAAGAUGACAUCAAGGAAGACCCUAACCUUACAUAUGAACUUAUAAUUCACAAAGAAAUUAAUAAUUCGAGGAAUGCCUACAGCCUUUUGAGGACGUGUACGGAAACAGAGGCCAAGGAAGCAUACACGGCCUACAGCAAAAUACUCCUCCCACUGGUGGACUCCUGUGGGAAGGAAGUCCUGUGUCAUAACAUGCUGCAGAAGAUCCUCGACUUUCACCGAGAACACCCUUCCUGGCAUGUGGCGCACAUCACAACGCAUUUUGCAUUCCUGGAAGCUUUGAAGAAUGAGGAAGUAUUAAGUUAUCUGAAUGUAGCAGAGGACAAUGAAGGUCUCUAUCCUCUAAACGUUGCUGUUGAGAAUGAGAACGAGAAAGUUAUCGGGGCAUUGAUAGCAGCAGGUGCAGCUCUGGAUGUGGCAGACAAGAGUGGUAACACACCUUUACACAUCGCCGCUACCAAAUCUGUGGCAGUCAUUCAGGCCCUCAAAGUCAAAUAUCAUCAUAUAUUGAACAAAAAGAACCACGCACAGGAGACUCCUCUACUUCUAGCAGCACAAUGCAGCAAACUUGAAAAUGUAAAAUACCUCAUACAGCUCGGAGCCAACGUGAACCACAAGGUAGAAGUGCCUGACAUUGAGAACAAUCAGUCAUACUGGGAAAAAGUGGACAAGCUUGUGUUGUCAAAGGAUAUUAGCUCAAAGGACCUGCACAAAGGCGGAAGUUUAUUGCAUUGGGUUAAGACAAGAGAGCUAAUGGACUUGUGUCUUGACAUGGGCUGUGACUCAGACCUCAGGAACUCUCUCAACCAAACUCCAUUACAUGUUCUAGUUUUAAGGAAUAGAAUACAGUGUAUAGUGACGCUGUUGUGUCGGGGAGCCACAGCCAACUGUGCUGACUUGGAAGGUACCACCCCACUACACCUGGCAGCUGCCCAGUGCUCUACCACUUUAGUUCAGGCGUUUAUUGUGUUUAGAGGAGAAAUCAAUGCUGUGAACAAUAAGGGGGAGACACCCAGACAUUUGGCUGCCUCAUGUAAAUUGGACGACAAGAUCAAAGCCUCGGAGAGAGACAGAGUUAUUUAUUUACUGCAUACUGUUGGGGCGAAAAGAUGUCAAGUUACGUUAUCUGCCUGUUCUGAUGGAUGUCUGGAUGAGGGUAAUUUUAAUGGUGUUCCUCUCUAUGAAAAACCUCUACUUCGGUCGCGCUGGAUUAUGGAUGAACAACUCUCAAGUGCACAGAUAGCAGAGUCUAUUCGGUGGCAAGUAACCAACUGCAGCAACUCACAGCGAACGGGCCGAGUACUUUGUCUGGACGGCGGAGGAAUCAAAGGGCUGGUGAUGACACAGAUGUUAUUUGUCAUUCAAGAGAUGUUGGGCAAACCCAUUAGGGAGUGUUUUGACUGGAUAUCGGGCACUAGCACAGGCGGCUUCCUGGCUCUUAUGCUGUGUUCAGGUGAGAGCUUACAGGCAGCAGGAAAAUCUGUGCAAGAUGUACAGUCACUGUAUUAUAACCUGAAGGAAAAGGUUUUUGUCGGUGGACGACCUUAUGAGGCCGGACCUCUGGAGGAAAUACUGAUGAAGGAGUUUGGUGAAGACACAAUGAUGAGCAGCAUCAAGUCUCCUCGUGUCAUGGUGACGUCCACUCUGGCCGACAGACUUCCACCCGAUUUACAUCUAUUCCGUAACUACGAGUCUCCGAUGAGUGUCUUAGGUAUACAAGAAAACAAUGUCUUCAUGACCACACAACGGCCCGAUACACAAAAGAUGUGGCUCGCUGCUCGCUGUUCUGGAGCUGCCCCCACUUAUUUCAGGUGUGGCAAGACUGUGAAGAAAGAUGAUAGCAGUAAAAGAACCUUGAAUACAUCCACCAAAAGUGCCAGUGAGAAGUUUCUUGAUGGUGGCUUGGUGGGGAACAAUCCAGUUUUAGAUACACUCACUGAGAUCGAAGAAUGGAACAUGGCGGUGCGUGCUAAGGGUCGGGAAUCUGAGGUCUUCACUCCUACUGUUGUCGUGUCCUUGGGUUGUGGCAAACCUCCAGUGUUGUUGGUUGAUACUGUUGACAUUACCAUGCCAAGUAUUCUUGACGUACGUCGAGGUCUCCAAGCAAUGUACAAUCUAUUCAAUGUAUUGGUGGAACAAGCCUGCAGUUCAGAAGGUCGGAUUGUGGACAGAGCACGCACCUGGUGUUCCACCCUUCAUGUUCCAUUCUUCCGUUUUAACCCCCAGCUGUCUCAAGACGUAGCCUUAGACGAACACGAUGAUGAGUGUUUAGUCCGCCUCAUGUGGGAAACUCGGGCAUACAUGAAGUCUCAGGCAAAGAUUUUAGCUCAACUAAAACCUCUCUUGAUAGAACCAGAGGCAGAACCUGUACCUCCACCACGGCAGCUGACCCCAACUAAGUCUAAGUGUAGUUCGUGUGUUUCUGUAUCUGUCAGUUCUAAUCAUGAAGAUGUCUCGGAUACGGUUCACAGCCAUGCUUCAGAGGGCACAUCCCUCGAUGAGGAAGGCAGCUAUCACUCCACCCUUCCGGAGUGUACCGCUACUGUUGAAGAUAUGUCAGAUGAGGUGUUACAGGUUGAGCAACCCUCAACCCUCGAUUCUGUGUCGAGCAGUGAGGCGGCAGCUUCAUCACCUGAGGAUAGUAAUAGUCAUGACAUUAUGGACACAACCAUUUGAAGAUUUACCAUCUGUUUCCUUCAAAGCUGCUGAGUAGAAAACUGUUGCCAUCUCUCUCUUUUUUUUUAUUACCAUGGUACCAUUGUUUCAAAAUAUGUGUGCCAUACAGAUUUAACCAUCUUAAUAUUAAAUAUGGUGUAUUUAGGAUAUAUAACUCAUGUUGAGGUGCUAUGCUUGCCUAUGAUAUGAUUUUGCAGCGUUUUAAUGAUAUCAUUUUUAUUUUGAAAUGGACUUUAUUUAAUAACUUCUUUUUUAAAGUUGAAUUACUUUAUCUUCCUACCUUUACUUGUUAAGUUAGGUAAGGAAUUUUUCAAGUUGAAGAAUCCUACGGUAUCUUAUAUUUCUAUAUGUUUGCAUUUGUGUCAUUGUAAGUACAGUAGUGGCAGCUUUAAAAUCAAGUCUUCCUGUGUCUCCAAUAAGUUUCUUAUUCACACAAGACAUUUAUUGUUUAAUUAUACAAAAAGGUUUAUAUAUAGAUUUUACAUUUAUGUGCCAACACUUCAUGGAGAUACUUAAAUUCUUGUCAAAGGUUUAUUUGUUGUUCUCAGCGCUCCUUGGUUCACGCUCGUAAACACAUUUGUUGUUGUUCCUGACGCUCCGUAGCUCAAGCUCAUAAACAUUCAUUUUCACAGUGCCGUUUUGUUUUCUCUUCCUAGAAGAAUUUCAUGGAACUUAGAUUCAUCACUUCAUUUUCUCAACUCACAUUCCCAUCACAAAUUCGGUAAUUAUUUUAUGUAUAGUAUGUAUCAUUAGUCCUUAUAAUGUGUUCCCUCAACCUAUUAAGUUUUAUCUAUAGCUUUUUUCUUUUUUAGCUGAUGGUACUAGACUAAGAAGCCCUGCAUCCACCUUCUCUGAAGUCACAAACAAAUUUAUGCUUCCGGAGAAUGGGGGCACUGGAGCUUCUUACUCCAGUACCAUCAGCCAAAAAAAUGACUAUAGGUUUGUUGUUACAUGGUCUACCUCUGGUGUCUCAGGAUCCUAUAGCUUUGUUUAUGAUUUUUCACCUCCCCAAAUUCUCAGGUUUCUAGUCAUGCUCUGGUUGUUUGUUAUCUGUUCUAUCUGUCUCUUAUACUGUAUAGUUGGCUGUUCUAGUUAUACAAUACUACUUAUGUAUACCGGCAGUCCACGAGUUACGAAUGCUUGCACUUAUGAACACCUGCACUUGCAAACACCCACAUUAAUAAACAUCCACACUUACAAAUUCCCACAUUUAUGAACAUCCACUCUUAUGAAUGCCCACACUUACAAACAUCUGCAUUUAUGAACACCCACACUUAUGAACACCCUCACUUACAAACAUCCGCAUUUAUGAACACCCACACUUAUGAACACCCUCACUUACAAACAUCCGCAUUUAUGAACACCUGCACUUAUGAAUGGGAUUCCUCUUCAUCUCAAAAUUUUUUAACUAAAAUCCCAUUCUUUUUACAUUAAUUUAUUAUUCUGUAUAGUUUAAUGUAACUUUUUUUUUUCAUGGGGAAUAGCCCACCCAGGCACAGGUCAUCGAAAAAGUAAGAGUAAAAGGAAAUUAAAAAUAGAAAAGAUAAAGCAGUAUUUACGUUAUGGCGGUAGCAAUGCGUGUGAUGGGGGGUGCUGGAGGGGGUUUUGAGAAUUGCAAUUAAAUGCCAGAUAGCGACGUGUCCUAAUAUUGUGUAUUUACCAAGUAAUUAUUAGAUGUUUUAAUUGCCUGUAUGUUGGCCUGGCGAGUUAAUGCUACAUACCUAGGUAUAAAGCUAGACGUCGCAUUCUGGACUGUAUAUCACAAAAACUAUUUAUUAUGUUUGGGAUAUUAUUUUUGUUUUGUACAGUCAAACCUCUAUUUAACGGACUAUAUCGAGUGGAAAGUCCAUCUUGAGGUAAUCAAUCAAUCAAAUGGAGUACCGUCCUCAUAUCUGAGGGUUGGUGACCACAGUCCUCCACUCUAAAAGUUCUUGGGCUGUUUUUACCAAUCCUUGAAGAUUUUGUAUCUCUCUGGGGACCUAGUUUUUAAUUUCAGUCAUCCAUCCCAAUCUCUGUCUUCCCCUAGCCCUCUUACCCUCAAUGCCCAUUAAUGUUUUUUAUAUUAUCUCAUCUGUAAAUAUAUGACCAAAGUAUCAUUUUUUUCUGUACAUUUCAAGUACUGUAUAGUACAUACGAAGCAUUCAUAAAGUUACUUGAUAGCGGGUUCUUCAACUUUCAUUUACAUAGGAUGACCAAGGGUUAACAAAUACAAUAAUUUAUCUUACUAUUCUAUGUAUUUUUUUUUUAUCGAAUUAAGCUUUUCAAAGAUUUCUGUAUAGUUUUGACUCUAGCUAUAUAGUCUGUCUGAGUAGCUAUUGCAAACAAGGAAGUUUACAACAUUCAUACAGAAGAGCUGAUCUAGUUUUGUUUUGUGUAUGGUGCUUGUUGGCUCAGGAUUAAAGGGAAGUUUCUCAAGUUGGAAGAGACAUACCAGUAUUAGUUUAGUUUACUUUUAUUACUGUACUAUAUUUUAGUUUGGCGUACGAUAUUUAUUUUUAGUAUAUAUACAGUAGUGUUGGUCUGUCGUAUACUCAACAUAGCUUAAUUCUCUCACAGUUAGAUUCCUUCUAGUCAUAUAUUUUUUGUUAGAUUUAGUGAUUAUUAGGUAAUUGAGUGGAACUUUUAAUACAGUAAAACGGACAUCAAUGUAACGGUUUAUAUUCUGUUUCGGGAGGUUCAUAUCUAAUAGGCCUCGAUAUAAUGGACUACACCCAUCCCAAAUAGUGCAUUAAGUAGAGGCCUCACUGUAUAAUGUCUGUUUUCAUCAUCUACUUCACAUCUCCAAUAAGUAUAACUAGUUAUAUUUGUACAAACUGGUAUAGAAUGAUUAUUAGCUUGGGUACAGGUAAUCAAGAUAUCUGAAGAAAAUAAUACAAUUGCUACAUAUAUUUUAAGAAGUGGAGUAGUGACUAAUAUAGUCAUUUCUUUGGGUCAGAUUUAUAGGGAUCUUGUUCUUUUUCAAACAAAUUCUGUGGCAUAUGACUUAAGCUGUUGCACCACCAGGGAUGUUAUUACCUAAAUCAACCAAUUAUUUUAAAACACUGCCAAAAUCUAGUAUGCUUUGUAAUAAAUUUUUGAUAACUAUUCUACUUUUCUUUGCAGUUUAUACUAAAUUUUUACAUUACAUUCUUUUUAUUUUGGGGGUCCUGUAACUCAUCAUCCAGUACUAGACAGUGAGAGUGGGUGCAGCUGUGAGCUUCAUUCUUAUCUACAGGAAGAGAAUGACAAUGAAUUUGUUAGUUUUUUUUUUUUUUUUUUUUAUACAGAGACAUAUACAGUAUGGAGAGGAUAAAUAAGGUGUGUGUAUCAUUCUGUGACUAAAUUUAUAUUUAUUUUUAUAUAGUUUUUUUUUAAACCUGUGCACCACGGUAGAAAUUGGGGGGAGGGGGAAUUUGACAUUUUAUACAUGGUAAUGUACAGUAUUAAAAUGCUUAUCUCAUGAUACUUAAGUAGAUACAAGGUUUGGCCAAUGUAUUUGACUGAAGUCUUUUUUUUAGCUGAUGGUACAGUCCCCUUCUCUGAAAGCUUGAAUUUGUUUGCGACUUCGAAGAUAAAUAUUCUUUAUUUCAAACUUUUUUUUUUCACUCAUAUCUUAAAAGUUAAUGUUUUCAAGCAGUUAUAUCUUUACAUACAUUAAAUUUGUCAUUAAAAUGAGCCAAAACUGGGUAUCUUUAACAGUUAUUUAUGAAUUUAUUUUUGAUACAGUAUAUCAGUAUUAAUCGAACAUUAUGUAGAAGUCAGUGACCUGCAAGAGAGGGGGGGCAGGGCUUGUACCGUCAGUUAAAUUUUUUUUUACCAUAGUUUGGGAGCACAUCAAUAGAAUUGGUGACAAAAAUAAUGAAAGUCAUCUGUAGUUUGAAUAAAAUGACAUAAUUCAGUGCCUGUACAGUCCACUACUAAAUUCCAUUCACCUCUCCUUCUGAACCAUGAACGCCCGAGGGAUUUGGACUCAUGAAUCCGAAGCAUCUUUUAACAAAAUAAUUGGACUGUAUAUGUCCGUCUACUGUUUAGGGUUCACGAGUCUGAAUCUCUCAGGGGUUUGUGGUUCAGGGAAAGAGGCGAAAGGACUUUAAUAGUGGACUGAACAUGAUGUUGCUGUAACAAAUUUGAUGCUAUUUUUUCUUUUGCCAUAUCAUGUAAAGUACUGCUCGAUUAUGGCAACAUCAGUACUAUCCCUGGGAUAGUGUAGAUCUGCAUUCUAUAUUAUUGUUAUUGAACAGACAUAGCACUAGGUGAAACUAUAUAUCUCUCAGUGUGAUGCAUUAUUAUAAGGGUGUUCUUAUGAGUUUUGAAAUAUGAUUAUGAUUCCUAUAUUUUAAAUAUUACAUUGAGAUGGUUAGGUUUAAAUUGUAAGGUCUCUUGACUAUAUUGUACUUAUAUAACAGGAGUACGGGUGGAAAUUAAUGGCUUAUAAGUACAUAUCUAAAUGCAGUACUGGUAUAAUCUUGAUUUUGCAAACUGUUUGAGGUGGCAACUACUUCCUCCAAAAAUGGUGUACCAAUACUUUUCAGUGAUAUUGAUACAUGUAAACACAAACAACAUUAAAGGAGGCAUCUGCUACAUCACAAAUUCUAGAAUAACUGUCUGCCAAAAUCAAGGGUUGACUGAACUGCAAUUAAGAGCAUAGGUUUUGAAGUGUGUUGACUAUAUUUGUAUUUUAAAUAUUAAAAAUUUACAGUGAAAUCUCGAUUUAACAGACUAAACAGAGAGGAGAAUCCAUUAUAUCGAGGGUCAGUUAGAUGUGAAACGCCUCACCAUCUAACUGUUUAAAUAGAGAGAGAAGUCCGUUAUAUGGAGGUUUCACUGUAUUAAGUUUGAAGUGUAUGGUACUUAAGUUUCAAGGUAACAACAUUUAGUCUAUAUGUAAAGAAUGGAGUAAGAAUUAUACUGAUUAUUUAUUAUCUGUUUGUGGAGAAUUAGUCAGCAUCUUCUCCUCACAAGCAAGUAGUCCCGGGAUCAAACUCCAGGCAGGGUAAAACUAUGGGCAAGUUUCUUUAUGCCAUUUACCUCUUGUCUAUGCAGCAGCAGUAAUUGGGAACCUGGAUUUUUAGCUGAUUUGUGGCUUGUAUUCUGGGUGUUAAUUGUUAGUUACCCAGCAAUGCAGUUGGUGAGUUGUCCAAAUCUUCUUGGGGUUUACUCCUUGACACUGAUGAGUCAUGCAGCUCAUUUAUUAACUUUAGGUGUAGUUGUUGUGUUGGCCAAAACAGCUUUGAAAAACUUAAACAAAUUCACUCCUAAAUGGUCCUAGUGCUUGCCAGCCAGCCUCUCAAACACUUGGGAUGAUUAUUGUUAUCUGUUUAGACCUUGGCUUGUCCUGAUUACUAUUGUGUGAAUUGAUAGUUUCUCAAGGUAGUAAAGUGAUAUUUGGUACUGUGUUUUAUGCAUAAUACCAUCAAUAGUUGUAUGAUUCUUUAAAUAAUCACAUGCUCAAAAGUUAUUAUUCAUAUAACAUAUUCAGAAUUUAUUCUGUGAGAUAUAUGUGAUACACUAAUAUGGUUUAUUAUAAUUUUUUACUAUAUAAUAUCAAUAUUGUAUAAUGAUGUCAGUGAUGAGUGAACAAUUAUGACCUAGUAUUUUUGGCUUUACACUGUGUCGUAUUUGAAGCUGACUUCUACAGUACUUUAGCCAUAUUGUAUUGACAUUACCGAUACAAAUUAUUUUUUCAAUUUGAUAAUUCACCAUAUACAGUAAUGUACAGUCAACUACUAUAGCUAAAGUCCUCCUUUUGCCUCUUCCCCUGAACCAUGAACCCAUGAGAGAUUCAGGCUCAUUAAUCUGAAGCAGCAUUUAUGGACAAAAUAAUGUAUCAGUCUACUGCUUGUUUGGGUUCACGAGUCUGAAUCUCUCAGGGGUUCAUGGUUCAGGGGGAGAGGCGAUUAGACUUUAGUAGUUGACCGUAGCUAAUGUACUGUACUGGUAGAGACACACACAUCUCAGCCACUGAGAGCUAUAUAUUAAUACUAAUGUACUAGUCAUCAUUUACCUCCUCGUGUUCAGUAAACUACAGAAAGUAUUGUACUGAGGAAUCAUUCCAUAAUAACCUGCACUUCUACUAUUUAAAACAAAAUUAUUCCAUUUUAUAACAAAUAUAUUUUAUAGAAGUUUUUGACUAUUUACACUUAGCCAAAAUUAUUAAGGAGUUUAUUCAUACAAGUAUAUCUUUAAGUAUUUGUUGAACUGCGGUGUGCACCACAAAAAUAUUUUAAAAAUCCUUUUGCCAAUAUUAAAGAUCUUAAUUGUC
Messenger RNA from Homarus americanus (American lobster), 9230 nucleotides. RefSeq names its product 85/88 kDa calcium-independent phospholipase A2-like. Gene Ontology annotation, biological process: positive regulation of ceramide biosynthetic process; lipid metabolic process. NCBI's taxonomy places the organism in Eukaryota, Metazoa, Arthropoda, Malacostraca, Decapoda, Nephropidae. Gene Ontology annotation, cellular component: mitochondrion. The coding region runs from base 173 to 2989 and encodes 938 amino acids. The record is from RefSeq and is a predicted model, not a curated record. Gene Ontology annotation, molecular function: protein binding. The transcript is spliced from 17 exons.